Schistocerca nitens (vagrant locust) is the source of this 543-nucleotide messenger RNA. RefSeq names its product ankyrin homolog. The record is from RefSeq and is a predicted model, not a curated record. Gene Ontology annotation, molecular function: protein binding. The coding region runs from base 1 to 543 and encodes 180 amino acids. NCBI's taxonomy places the organism in Eukaryota, Metazoa, Arthropoda, Insecta, Orthoptera, Acrididae. The transcript has 2 exons.
AUGGUGGCACACGACUGCCCCUCAGAUCCACCCACACCGCCCUCAGUGGAAAACUGCUCAGGGGGUGGGCGGAGCAGACAUUCGGUGAAGGCCAGAGUCAAUGCAAACCGCAAGAAAAGUAAAAAGAAAGGUUCUAAAGCAAACCAGGACGGUGGUCUCCAGAGCCUCUCUGCAGAGGAGAGGGGCAGGAGGCUGUUCCAGGCGGCUGAGCGGGGUGCAGUGGGGGAGCUGAGGGCGCUGAUCGCCGCUGGGGCCGACUUGGCGGCGAGGGGCGGGGGUGGGUGGACCGCCCUGCACUGGGCAGCGUGCAGGGGAGUCGUCAAGGCGGUGAGGCUGCUGGUGGGGGCGGGGGCGGCGGUGGACGCCAGGAACAGCAGGGGGACGACUCCGCUGCACGUUGCGGCAUUCUAUGCCCACGCAGAAGCGACGGCUGCGCUGCUCGACGCGGGGGCCGACAGGGGGGCCACAACUCGUCGUGGGCGGACAGCGCUGGACAUGGCCAGGCAGAACAAGCACAGGCGGCUGGUGAAGAUGCUGUCAUGA